AUGGUGGAAAUGAUAGAGAGGGAGAUAUCUUUGGCUAUCGAAUCAUUGUUAGCAGGUGCCGAUGGAAGUUCCAAGCAAAGCAGGAGUGAGAAGAAUAGGAAAGCGAUGUUAAAUUUGGGAAUGAAGCCUGUUACUGGUGUAAGCAGGGUAACUAUAAAGAGAGCAAAAAAUAUCCUGUUUUUCAUCUCGAAACCCGAUGUUUUCAAGAGUCCUAACUCGGAGACUUACGUUAUCUUUGGUGAGGCUAAGAUAGACGAUUUGGGCUCGCAGAUACAGACACGAGCUGCUCAGAAAUUCAAGAUGCCUGACAUGUCAUCUGUGAUGGCAAAACCCGACACCUCUGCUUCAACUGCUGGUGCACCCGCCGAUGAGGAAGAGGAAGAGGAAGAAAUUGAUGAGACUGGGGUUGAGCAUAGGGGCAUUGAGUUGGUCAUGACACAGGCCGGGGUGUCGAGAAGCAAGGCCGUCAAGGCUCUCAAGACACAGGACGGGGACAUUCUUAGCGCUAUCAUGGAGCUCACCACUUGGUUGAACUCCAUGUUUUUCUUAUCUUCCGCUAUUGCUUUCGGUCAAUGAAUUUCG
Hibiscus syriacus is the source of this 582-nucleotide messenger RNA. Its product is annotated as nascent polypeptide-associated complex subunit alpha-like protein 2. The record is from RefSeq and is a predicted model, not a curated record. Gene Ontology annotation, cellular component: nascent polypeptide-associated complex; cytoplasm. Gene Ontology annotation, biological process: protein targeting to membrane. The transcript has 3 exons. The coding region runs from base 1 to 576 and encodes 191 amino acids. Lineage: Eukaryota; Viridiplantae; Streptophyta; Magnoliopsida; Malvales; Malvaceae.